AUGAUUAAAGGCUUAAGGGGAACUGGAGGAAAUAUCAUCCAACCAACCCUAUUUGCCCUAUUUGUAAGACAAACCUUGGGUAUGCAUAUGGGCCUCCAAGGAUUUGCACAUAUUGCCACUACCUCAGGUAAACUCAAGAGAUGCUGUGGCCUUGAACCUAACUAUCAAGAUUCCUGGCGACAGGAGAAAGUUUCAUGUCGCUUGGUUGAUGCGAAUUACAACAUCAUGGCCAUAGAUGUUGGCUCGUAUGGAAAAAAGGGAGACAGUGAAAUUUUUAACAAAUCCGCAAUAGGGAGAUCAAUCAUGAAAGGAGAUAUUUUCCUUCCAGACAAGGAGCUUCCCUUUUCUGAAAUCAUAGUCACAUUUGUAGUGGUAGGCGACGAAGCCAUUCGGUUACAAAGGAAUACCCCAAACCAUAGAGUCCGCCUCGAAACAGGAAGAGAACCACUAAGCAUGAAAGUGAUAAAAAAGACUUCGACAACUCUAUGGACCAAGCUCGAGUUCAUGCCAGAAGAGCGACUCCCAAAACUUUGUUUUAAUAGACAUAAAUCAUUAGAUAAGGAUAAGCCUAACAUAGACUUCAAUUGGGGGUCUCAAUUUAGAGCAAUAGCCGAGCUUAAUGCCUUUGCAGAAGAGCAUUCUACUGAACAAGACACACUAGAGACGAAAGGAGGGAGCUGGAAGGAGGUUAAACCCAGACAUGACAGGGUGGUACGGCCAUACCAGCUCCCAUCUAGUCCAUUAAGCCAAAGGGCGGACUCUGAUAGAGAGUCUACUCUACUUAGGUCAACUACUUCGACCGAGACAGAUCAGGGAGGGACGCAUAGUCAGUCCUCCCCUGGAAGUAUUUUAAAGGAAGAGGCCGAGAGGAUCAAAAAAGGCAAAUUAAAGAAGCUUUAUCGCAAAAAGAAAAGGCGAGCGGAAGGAAUUAAAAGGCAGCCUCAUUCAUCAGGGAGUACCACGGGUCGUUCCCCUUUAGUUAGACAAGAGAAGAACUUCCCCAGAGCCAAUACGGAAGGAGGGGAGAGAGGAGGCUGGUCUUUCUAG
Molecule: messenger RNA, 1047 nt
Organism: Nezara viridula (southern green stink bug)
Lineage: Eukaryota; Metazoa; Arthropoda; Insecta; Hemiptera; Pentatomidae
Source: the annotation of a GenBank genome assembly